AUGCCCUCAUUCGACCAAGACAAAGUCGAGGCACAUGUACACUCAUCUCUAUCCUCUCACCCCUCGGCCGAUAAAGACGACAGUUACGAUGUCUACACGCAGACUCGAGGACUGGAAUACACGCCAGGAGAGGCGAAAAAGGUCCUCCGCAAGAUCGACACUCGCUUGAUUCCGCUCCUCUUUGUGAUAUACAUGCUCCAGUAUCUGGACAAAAACAGCCUAAACUUCGCCUCGGUGUACGGCCUCAAACAAGGCACGAAACUCCAUGGACAGGACUACUCUUGGCUCGGCUCAAUCUUCUACUUUGUAUGGGGCGCACUGCUCAUGACCACGCCCGCCUGCCACAACUUCGCCGGCAUCGCCGCCAACCGCUUCCUCCUAGGGCUUGUCGAGGCCGUCGUGAAUCCUGGUUUUGUCCUCCUCAUGAGCAUGUGGUACACAGCACAAGAGCAGCCGCUGCGCCUGGAGGCGUACUACUGCACUAACGGCAUCGCUACGAUGUUCGGAGGAUUGAUCGGCUACGCCGUGGGACAUAUUACCUCCGGUCUACCGCGGUGGAUGUACGUCUUCCUCAUCUUCGGUGCGGUGUCCGUCGCGACAGGGAUCCUCUCCCUGCUUCUGCUUCCUGAUCUCCCGUCCACCGCGCGAUUCCUCACCCCCAAGGAGCGAGCCAUUGCCGUCGACCGCGUCGCCAGGAACCAGCAGGGCGUCAAGAAUCACCACUUCAAGUGGGAGCAGGUCUGGCAGGCUGCGCGGGAUCCCAAGACGUGGCUUCUCUUCGUGAUGGCGAUUGGGGCGCAGGUGCCCAACUCUGCGUUGACGAGUUUCACCUCCAUCAUCGUCGGCUCCUUCGGCUUCGAUACCCUCGGCACGCAAUACCUCCAGAUCCCCGGCGGCGCAGUGCAAUUCCUCGCGCUGCUGGUGGGUGGCUGGAUCGCGACGAAAUACGGGGAUAAAUUCCACUCGCGCAGCGCGUGUAUGAUCGUCGCUAACACCAUCUGUAUAAUUGGCUCUGCAUUACUCGUUGGCCUGCCUGAUACAAACAAAUGGGGACGGCUUGUGGCGCUGUGGCUGUGCUACUUCCAGGGUCUCGGAUUCAGUAUGAGCUUGACGAUGGUGAGCUCGAAUGUCGCCGGGUAUACCAAGAAGCAGGUGACCGCGGCGCUGCUGUUUACAGGAUACUGUGUGGGGAAUAUCAUUGGGCCGCAGACGUUCAAGGACAGCGAGGCGCCGGGGUAUCGCAGUGCUUAUAUUGCGAUGCUGGUGGGGUAUAUGGUCAAGCUUGUGUCGAUUACGGCAUUGUAUGUGUAUAUGUACUUGGAGAAUAAGCGAAGGGAUCGGAUGAGUAUAGAGGAGUCGGAUGGGGAUAGGGGCAUUGAGAAUGGGAUGCUGGAUCAAACCGAGAUUGACAAUAAGCAAUUUCGCUAUGUCUUGUAG
Aspergillus pseudoviridinutans is the source of this 1437-nucleotide messenger RNA. RefSeq names its product putative MFS transporter. Lineage: Eukaryota; Fungi; Ascomycota; Eurotiomycetes; Eurotiales; Aspergillaceae. The transcript has 7 exons. Gene Ontology annotation, biological process: allantoate transport; transmembrane transport; tripeptide transport. Gene Ontology annotation, cellular component: plasma membrane. The record is from RefSeq and is a predicted model, not a curated record. Gene Ontology annotation, molecular function: dipeptide transmembrane transporter activity; allantoate transmembrane transporter activity. The coding region runs from base 1 to 1437 and encodes 478 amino acids.